AGUCAGCUUGAGAAGGAGAAUUGAACUCAAGGUGGAGUCCCCAUGGAGGUCUGGAACCUUGUCACCAACCUCUAACUGCAGAACUGGGAUGUGGAGCUGGAAGUGCCUCCUCCUCUGGGCUGUGCUGGUCACAGCCACACUCUGCACUGCCAGGCCGGCCCCAACUUUGCCCGAACAAGCUCAGCCCUGGGGAGCCCCUGUGGAAGUGGAGUCCUUCCUGGUCCACCCCGGUGACGCGCUGCAGCUUCGCUGCCGCCUGAGGGACGAUGUGCAGAGCAUCAACUGGCUGCGGGACGGGGUGCAGCUGGUGGAGAGCAACCGCACCCGAAUCACAGGGGAGGAGGUGGAGGUACGGGACUCCGUGCCUGCCGACUCGGGCCUGUACGCCUGUGUGACCAGCAGCCCCUCGGGCAGCGACACCACCUACUUCUCCGUCAAUGUCUCAGAUGCUCUCCCCUCCUCAGAGGAUGACGAUGAUGAUGAUGACUCCUCUUCAGAGGAGAAAGAGACAGACAACACCAAACCAAACCGUAGGCCCGUGGCCCCGUACUGGACUUCCCCAGAAAAGAUGGAAAAGAAAUUGCAUGCAGUGCCGGCCGCCAAGACUGUGAAGUUCAAAUGCCCUUCCAGUGGGACCCCUAACCCCACGCUGCGCUGGUUAAAAAAUGGCAAAGAAUUCAAACCUGACCACAGGAUUGGAGGCUACAAGGUUCGUUAUGCCACAUGGAGCAUCAUAAUGGAUUCUGUGGUGCCCUCGGACAAAGGCAACUACACCUGCAUUGUGGAGAACGAGUAUGGCAGCAUCAACCACACCUACCAGCUCGACGUUGUGGAGCGGUCCCCUCACCGGCCCAUCCUGCAGGCAGGGUUACCUGCCAACAAGACAGUGGCCCUGGGCAGCAAUGUGGAAUUCAUGUGUAAGGUGUAUAGUGACCCACAGCCCCACAUCCAGUGGCUGAAGCACAUCGAAGUGAAUGGGAGUAAGAUUGGUCCAGACAACCUGCCUUAUGUCCAGAUCCUAAAGACUGCCGGAGUUAAUACCACCGACAAAGAGAUGGAAGUGCUUCACUUAAGGAAUGUCUCCUUUGAGGACGCGGGGGAGUAUACGUGCUUGGCGGGUAACUCUAUCGGACUCUCCCAUCACUCUGCAUGGUUGACCGUUCUGGAAGCCCUGGAGGAGAGGCCGGCAGUGAUGACAUCACCCCUGUACCUGGAGAUCAUCAUCUACUGCACGGGGGCCUUCCUCAUCUCCUGCAUGGUGGGGUCUGUCAUCAUCUACAAGAUGAAGAGCAGCACCAAGAAGAGUGACUUCCACAGCCAGAUGGCCGUGCACAAGCUGGCCAAGAGCAUCCCUCUGCGCAGACAGGUAACAGUGUCAGCUGACUCCAGCGCUUCCAUGAACUCUGGGGUUCUACUGGUCCGGCCCUCGCGUCUCUCGUCCAGCGGAACCCCCAUGCUGGCCGGGGUCUCUGAAUAUGAGCUUCCCGAAGACCCACGCUGGGAGCUGCCUCGUGACAGACUGGUUCUAGGCAAACCCCUGGGAGAGGGCUGCUUCGGGCAGGUGGUGUUGGCUGAGGCCAUUGGACUGGACAAGGACAAACCCAACCGUGUGACCAAAGUGGCUGUGAAGAUGUUGAAGUCGGAUGCCACAGAGAAAGACCUGUCGGACCUGAUCUCCGAAAUGGAGAUGAUGAAGAUGAUUGGGAAGCACAAGAACAUCAUCAACCUGCUGGGGGCCUGCACGCAAGAUGGUCCCCUGUACGUCAUCGUGGAAUAUGCCUCCAAGGGCAACCUACGGGAAUAUCUGCAGGCCCGGAGGCCUCCUGGGCUGGAAUACUGUUACAACCCCAGCCACAACCCAGAGGAGCAGCUUUCCUCCAAGGACCUGGUGUCCUGUGCCUACCAGGUGGCCCGGGGCAUGGAGUAUCUUGCCUCCAAGAAGUGUAUACACCGAGACCUGGCCGCCAGGAACGUCCUCGUGACGGAGGACAAUGUGAUGAAGAUAGCUGACUUUGGCCUAGCCAGAGACAUUCACCACAUUGACUACUAUAAGAAGACCACCAACGGCCGGCUGCCGGUGAAGUGGAUGGCGCCCGAGGCAUUGUUUGACCGGAUCUACACCCACCAGAGUGAUGUGUGGUCUUUUGGGGUGCUCCUAUGGGAAAUCUUCACUCUGGGCGGCUCCCCGUAUCCCGGCGUGCCAGUGGAGGAGCUGUUCAAGCUGCUGAAGGAGGGUCAUCGCAUGGACAAGCCCAGUAACUGCACCAAUGAGCUGUACAUGAUGAUGCGUGACUGCUGGCACGCAGUACCCUCUCAGAGACCUACCUUCAAGCAGCUGGUGGAAGACCUGGAUCGAAUCGUGGCCUUGACUUCCAAUCAGGAGUACCUGGACCUGUCAAUGCCCCUGGACCAAUACUCUCCCAGCUUUCCCGACACCCGAAGCUCCACCUGCUCCUCAGGGGAGGACUCCGUCUUCUCUCAUGAGCCGCUGCCCGAGGAGCCCUGUCUGCCCCGACAUCCAGCCCAGCUUGCCAAUGGCGGACUCAAACGACGCUGACCACCACUCCACCUGUACUCCUCCCCAGACUCCGUCUUCAACCGUGUCCCCGUGCCCGCCCCACACCCUGCGGCACUCACUGCCUUUCCUUUCCCCUUCCCCUGCUGGCUUGAGCCAGCCAGAGGCCUUCCUGUGUGGCCUGCCUUCACCCCACUGAGCUCACCUCUCUUCUUCCUCUUCCUCUCAACCUGCUUGUGAGAGAGAGGAGCAGGGAGGCAGGUACUUGCUGGCUGGCAGCCACUUCAUUCCCUUCCAUGUGUUGGACCAAGACCCCUCCCUGCCAACGCGCACUGCCUGCCCUGCCAACGUGCACUGCCUGGAAGGGGUGGGGAGUGGGAGCCGGGCAGGCAUGCCAAGGGAGCUUACUGGGUUUUCUUGUGUUGGUUUUGUCGACAUUACCUUACCCCGCGAGCCCCUGGCGCUCUGGUGGCAGGUGCCUUGUCCUCAGGGCUACAGCGGUGGGGCGUGGGGUGGGGAGUGCGUGCUUUGGGCCUCAACGGAAGGUGACCUCUGCUCCAGAGAGAUGGUGCCAGUGGCUUAUUAAUUCUGAUACUAAUUUGCUUUGCUGACCAAAUACCUGGUACCAGAGGAUGGUGAGGCCAAGGCUGGGAGCAGUGUUGUGGCCCUGGGGCCCAGCCCCAUCCUGGGGACUUUGUACAUAGCUAUGAAGAAAACACAAAGUGUAUAAAUCUGAGUAUAUAUUUACAUGUCUUUUUAAAAAGGGUUGUUACCAGAGAUUUACCCAUUGGGUAAGAUGCUCCUGGUGGCUGGGAGGCAUCAGUUGCUAUAUAUUAAAAACAAAGAUACAAAGGAAAAAAAAAAAAAGGAAAAUGUUUUUUAAAAGGUCAUAUAUUUUUUGCUACUUUUGCUGUUUUAUUUUUUUAAAUUAUGUUCUAAACCUAUUUUCAGUUUAGGUCUCUCAAUAAAAAUUGCUGCUGCUUGAUUUUUA
Messenger RNA from Echinops telfairi (small Madagascar hedgehog), 3506 nucleotides. It is a transcript of the gene FGFR1, whose product is annotated as fibroblast growth factor receptor 1. Gene Ontology annotation, biological process: positive regulation of cell differentiation; protein phosphorylation; positive regulation of cell population proliferation. Bases 89 to 2557 code for a protein of 822 amino acids. Gene Ontology annotation, molecular function: fibroblast growth factor binding; fibroblast growth factor receptor activity; ATP binding. Gene Ontology annotation, cellular component: signaling receptor complex; membrane. NCBI's taxonomy places the organism in Eukaryota, Metazoa, Chordata, Mammalia, Afrosoricida, Tenrecidae. The transcript has 17 exons. The record is from RefSeq and is a predicted model, not a curated record.